UUUAGAGAGAGAUAAAUGGGAAAAGAAGAGAGAUAAUAAAAAUAUUAUGAGGAGAUACACAUCACUGAAAGCAAAAUCACAUCAACAACAACGACCAGCAUGGCAAUGGCCAUGGCUUCUUCUCCUCACGUACCUCAUAAAACUCAUCAAAUUUCCUCACCUUCCAAACCCACUUCCUCAAAACCCCUGCAACAGAACACCCCCUCAACUGAAUCAUCUCCAAAUUCAAAACCCGCUAAAGUUCCUACAAUUCGAGCUCGUUUAAGCCAAUUAUGUCAACAAGGUCGACCUGAUUUAGCACGUCGUCUCUUCGAAAGUAUUCCCAAACCAAAUACUGUUCUUUGGAAUACAAUUAUCAUUGGUUUCAUUUGUAACGGUAUGCCUAAUGAAGCUCUUAACUUCUAUUCUAGAAUGGCAAAUUCAUUCUCUAAAUCUGACUCUUAUACUUAUUCUUCUGCACUUAAAGCAUGUGCUGAAACUAAACAACUCAAGUUAGGAAAAAUUAUACAUUGUCAGGUUUUAAGGUCUCAUUCUAGUCUUACUAGAAUUGUUAGUAAUUCACUUCUCAAUAUGUACUCUAAUUGUUUAAACCCAUGUUUGGAAUUCCUGGAAAAUGAUAAAUGCGAGUUUGUUAAAGUCGAUUUAGUACAGAGAGUGUUUGGUAAUAUGCGUAAGAGAAAUGUUAUUGCUUGGAAUACCAUGAUAUCGUGGUAUACUAACACAGGUAGAUAUUUAGAAGCGUUGAAGUUGUUCAAAACUAUGAUGAAUAUGGGUAUUAAACCCACUGUUGUUAGUUUUAUUAAUGUCUUUCCAACAAUUGCGGGAAUUGAGGAUUGCAAGAGUUCUGCUGUUCUUUAUGGGUUGCUUCUUAAAUUGGGUACUGAUUAUGCUAGUGAUUUGUUUGCUGUGAGUUCGGCAAUUUUCAUGUUUUCUGAGCUUGGUGACAUCGAUACCGCUAGACAAGUUUUCAGUUUGUCUAGAGAGAGGAAUAUUGAGAUUUGGAAUACCAUGAUUGGGGGGUAUGUACAGAAUGACCUUUAUGAUGAAGCUCUCGAGAUGUUUCUUCAAAUCCUUGAGUUGGACCAGAUUAGUCCUGAUACUGUGACUUUUCUUACUACUCUAACAGCAGUUUCUCAGUUACAGAGAUUAGAAUUGGGGCAACAGUUACAUGCUUACCUUAUUAAGAAUUCAAUGGUACAUUCUGUAGUUAUUUCAAAUGCACUCAUUUCUUUGUAUUCGAGGUGCAAUUAUGUCGGGGUAGGAUUUGGAGUUUUUGACAAGAUGCUUGAAAGAGAUGUCGUUUCCUGGAAUACCAUGAUUUCUGCUUUUGUGCAGAACGGGUUGGAUGAUGAAGGAUUGAUGUUAGUGUACGGAAUGCAAAAGGAAGGAAUCUUAAUUGAUUCAGUCACUGCCACUGCUUUGCUAUCUGCAGCAUCGAAUCUUAAGAACCAUAGAAUUGGGAAAGAAACUCAUGCUUAUCUCUUUAGACACGGAAUUCGAUUUGAAGGAAUGGAUAGCUAUCUGAUUGAUAUGUAUGCCAAAUCUGGCUUAAUUGAUACUGCAAAACGGAUAUUUGAAAACAAUUGCAUCCAUUCUAGAGAUCUAGUUACAUGGAAUUCAAUGAUUGCGGGUUACACACAAAAUGGGCAGAUUGAACAAGCUUUCAGUGCCCUAAGGGAGAUGAUCGAGAAGAAUGAGGUGCCUAAUUCUGUAACACUGUCCUCUGUUCUUCCAGCCUGCAGUUUAGCAGGUGGAAUCAGUGUAGGUAAACAGUUACACUGUUUCGCUCUUCGCCACUCUAUGGAUCUAAAUGUCUUUGUCGGUACUGCUCUGUUAGAUAUGUACUCCAAAUGUGGUUCUAUAAAUUAUGCUGAGCGAGUUUUUAAUAUGAUUCAGGACACCAAUUCUGUGACAUACACCACCAUGAUACUCGGCUUUGGCCAGCAUGGGUUAGGUGAAAGAGCGCUCUCUUUAUUUCGAUCCAUGUCAGGGUCUAACAUGAAACCCGACACAAUCACAUUUGUUGCAAUAUUGUCUGCUUGUAGUUAUUCCAAUUUAGUUGAUGAAGGUCUUGAAAUUUUCGAAUCAAUGGAGAGGGAGUACAGAAUCAAACCCACAGCUGAGCAUUAUUGCUGUGUUGUAGACAUGUUAGGUAGGGCUGGAAGAGUGGCGGAGGCUUAUGAGUUUGCGGAGAAAUUAGGUGAUGAGGGUAAUCUUGUAGGAAUUUGGGGUUCACUUCUUGGGGCAUGUAGAAUUCAUGGAGAACUUGAAUUGGGGCAGGUAGUUUCUGAGAGAUUGUUUGAGUUGGAGGAAGGAAAUCGCAUUGCUGGUUAUCACGUUCUGAUGUCAAAUAUAUACGCUGAGGAGGGAAUGUGGGAAAACGCUGAUACAGUGAGACAAGGGAUGAGAGAGAUGGGUUAUAGAAAACAAGUUGGGUGCAGUUGGAUUGUGGUUGGUGGUGUUACGAACUAUUUCACGUCCAGGGACCAAAAACACCCACAUAGUGAAGCAAUAUAUGCCAAGUUGGAUGAAUUGGCGAUGGAGAUUAAAGCAGCUGGUCAUAGGCGUACAAUCAGUGGCAAUGUAGAUGACAUGUUGGAGGUUUAGGACUAUUUUUUUUGAAGAUUUGGUAUAAAUCCCUGGAACUGGUGUUUUAACUGAAUUUCACAACAGUGUACCUCUGGCAGUCGUGGCUGACAACAAGCGAAGGCAGUACCUCAGGCAUCAAAACUAAGAUCAUCUGGCGAUUAGUUCAUUAAAGAAACAUGUCCAUAUCUUAAAAGCAGUAGCCUGUUCCUGCUGAACUUGGAAAAAAGAAGGCAACAUUGUACCUUAAAACCAAAUAUGUACAGGUCGCUUAAUUACAUGGAUCAGCAGCAGCGGUGUUUGCUGGUACGUAGUAAUUGCAAGGCAUUCAUCAUCAUUCCAUGUAAGCAGAUGCUGUGAAGAAGAGCAAUUUAAUCUGUUUGAGCCAACUGUUGCUCAAAGCUUUGUUGUAUACUUACUGUAUUAAAGAUUUGUAUUCUUACUUACAAGAGUAUAUUAGUAGAGGAUCCAUCCAUUCAGAAGCUAUCAUUAAUUCUCAUAA
Molecule: messenger RNA, 3088 nt
Organism: Papaver somniferum (opium poppy)
Lineage: Eukaryota; Viridiplantae; Streptophyta; Magnoliopsida; Ranunculales; Papaveraceae
Product: pentatricopeptide repeat-containing protein At3g22150, chloroplastic-like
Exons: 1
Coding region: 100-2607 (835 amino acids)
Biological process (GO): RNA modification
Molecular function (GO): RNA binding; protein binding
Source: RefSeq, a predicted model, not a curated record